AUGUGCGGUUCAGACAUCUUUCUAGCCAUCCUCGCGGUUUUCUUCCCCCCAGUGGCAGUGUGGAUCAAGGUAGGCAUCUGCACGGCCGACUCCGUCAUCAACCUUGCUCUCUGCUGCCUCGGCUACGUCCCCGGCCUCCUGCAUGCCUGGUACCUCAUCCUCAAGUAUCCCGAGCCGGAUUACGAUGACCCCAGCUACGAACCUCUACCGGGCCAGGGAGGGGAUGCCGAGAACGGUCGCGCAACGUACUACUAUGUCUCUCACCAGCCCAUCCAGCACCCAUCCCAGAGGGACUACGGCACUGUGCCCCCGCAACAUCCCCAAGCGCAUGCUCCGUCGCCGAACCGUCAGCAAAACGACCAAGCCGCGGGUAGCAGCAGCCAGGAUCCGAGUGACAGUCGGCCGCCUCCGACCUACGCUGAGGCUGUGAAGGGGGACCAUAAGAAAGUCCCCACCAGAAGCACGCAGAACCGCGGCGAUGCGAUCCCGCCCGCACCUUACGACCGACCGACCGGCCGACCGCCUUCUCUCCCGCGCCGACGACCAAACAAACCCACCCGGUCAACCACCCCAAACCAGCGUCUGGUCGACGACCUGUGGCCUCAGCACGCACCGGCCAUGCAGUCCAUGCCAUUGCUGCUCAGGCAGUCCCUCCGAUCCAGCCUCAAUCUCUCGCGAUCAACCCGCCCCGUGCGACGGCCGCUUCUGCCCGCCGUCGGUCCGAAAGCUCUUUACCCUCCUGCCUUCCCGCGGAGCUUCUCCGUCUGCCUACAAUGCCAGUUCCGGACACAGUCGUCGCUUUACUCGUCCCCGGAGACGGAUCCCCGGAAGGAGGGGAAGCCUGCUGAGCAGCCGAAGGAUACGGAUCCGAUCAUACUACCUCCUCCCGAGGGGCUUCAGACUUUAGAGACGGAUGCGGGGAGUCGGCCGACGACUCCCCCCGCUGCGGAGGGAGGGGAGAGUACACAGGGUGAGAGCCAGAGCCAGAGUCAAGGCCAGCAGGCUGAAGAAAAAGGAAAUGUCAAUACAGAAGGGACAAGGACAGGGACAGGAGCAGGAACAAAGAACGGAGGGGAAGGAGGAGGAUGGGGAGAAGGAGGUCUCCCAUCAUACCUGGAGAAUCGCAGGUCCCAAUUCUCCAAGCAAUUCAGCACGAUGAUGGAUAAUCUCCAGUCGAACGUCUUCGUGGCAGGCCAGCGAUUGAACGACUUUACCGGAUACUCAGGCAUUGAGUUACUGAAGAAGGACAUCCACGUCCAAGAGGAACGACUCCGCAACGCGCGCCUGCAAGUGCGCACAGCCAAAGACGCCUACGCGGCGGCCAUCAACCGACGCUCGACAUCGCAGCGGGAAGUUAACGAGCUCCUGCAGCGCAAACAUGCCUGGUCGCCCGUCGACCUGGAGCGAUUCACCCACCUCUACCGUAACGACCACACCAACGAGGUAGGCGAGAUGGAAGCCCAGGAGGCCUUGACCCAGGCGGAGCGCGAGGCCGAAGAGGCCGCCGCGCAGCUGAGCAAGAGCAUUCUGUCCCGCUACCACGAGGAGCAGGUCUGGUCCGACAAGAUCCGGCGCAUGAGUACCUGGGGCACCUGGGGGCUGAUGGGCGUCAAUGUGCUUCUGUUCCUGAUCUUCCAGAUUGCCGUGGAGCCGUGGCGGCGCAAGAGACUCGUCAAGGGCUUCGAAGAGAAGGUCAUCGAGGCGAUCGAGAAGGAGAAGGCUCUCGGUCAGGUCCAGAUCCUGGCUCUUCGGAAUGACAUGGCCCAGCAUGCUGCUUCUACCACUGCCGCCACUGCUGCUGCUGCCGCUGCCGUUGCUCCCUCCGAGACUCUGGAAAUCGAAAAUGCAGAGACUACCGAGCCGUCCGUCCUUUCUCCCAUUCCCAAUCCCGCCCCCGAGCCGACCACCGAAGAAGUCGUGAUCAUCCAAGACGAACCCGAGGCCACCACCACUCGGGAAACCGCCGACUCCCCCACGCCGACCACCACCACCACCACACCCACCGAGAACAAAAACACUCUGGACCACAUCCUGGACACCUACAAAACCCAACUCACGCACAUCUCCCCCUCCAUCGAAUCCUGCCGUCGGUACAUGAACGACCUCUUCAGCGAACGCCAAGUCGUGAUCACGCAACGGGACCUCUCCACCGUGGCCCUCCAAGGCGCGGCCGCCGGCGCAGCCAUCAUCAGUUUGCUGGCUGUUCUGGUCCGACAAUGGUAA
Aspergillus heteromorphus CBS 117.55 is the source of this 2223-nucleotide messenger RNA. It is a transcript of the gene she9, whose product is annotated as putative mitochondrion biogenesis protein (She9). Gene Ontology annotation, biological process: inner mitochondrial membrane organization. The transcript is spliced from 4 exons. The coding region runs from base 1 to 2223 and encodes 740 amino acids. The record is from RefSeq and is a predicted model, not a curated record. Lineage: Eukaryota; Fungi; Ascomycota; Eurotiomycetes; Eurotiales; Aspergillaceae. Gene Ontology annotation, cellular component: mitochondrial inner membrane.